Molecule: messenger RNA, 1813 nt
Organism: Papilio polytes (common Mormon)
Lineage: Eukaryota; Metazoa; Arthropoda; Insecta; Lepidoptera; Papilionidae
Product: facilitated trehalose transporter Tret1-2 homolog
Exons: 7
Coding region: 102-1505 (467 amino acids)
Biological process (GO): transmembrane transport
Cellular component (GO): membrane
Molecular function (GO): transmembrane transporter activity
Source: RefSeq, a predicted model, not a curated record
AUCGUUUAGAUCAUAUUCGUUCUUCACUGAAGUUGUACAUUCAUUUAAUUAAAUAAUAUGUAAUUAGACUUAAAUUUAUAAUAACAAUAUUUAAAAACUAAAUGGAACGUCCAGAGUACGAAUACGAUAAAAUACAAAAGUUGCCAGUUGUAAUGGAUACAUCGAUUAAGUUCCAAUUGCUAAUCGUAGCCUGCAUUAACAUUGGACAGAUUAUAGUCGGAUACAGCGUGGGAUGGUCCGCUCCGAUCAUACCAAAGUUACAGGAUAACUCAACAUCGCCUUUGCCUGAACCUAUAACUGAUAUCCAAGCAUCAUGGGUCGGUUCACUGCUAUAUAUAGGAGCUAUGAUUGGUCCUUACGUCACUGGCAUAUUAUCGAAUCUGAUUGGACGAAAACCCUGUUUACUGAUUGGUGGAUGUAUAAAUGUAUUAUCAUACAUUCUGGUCAUCACCACAAAGAAUGUAGCGAUGGUGAUGGCGUUAAGGGUGAUGAGUGGUCUAGGAAUGGGGAUCACCACAGUUUGCAAUCUGGUGUAUGUUGGUGAAAUAGCGUCGACUAAUAUUAGAGGUAUACUCCUAACAUCUACGGGUAUAGUGGGGAUAACUGGUACAUUGAUUGUGUAUGCAGUGGUGCCCUACGUAUCAUACGCAGCGACUGGUUACAUCGCACUAGCUGUGAGCAUAGCACAUGUAGCUGGUCUAUUCUUUGUGCCAGAAUCACCGGUAUACUACGCAAUGAUAGGUCAAGAAAUAAAAGCAGCGAAAACGCUCAAUUUAUUAGGAAGGUCUGCUGAUUUAGAUAAAGUGUUAGAUACAUUUGCACAGAAGAAAAGUGAAUCUAGUAAAGUGAAAGAUUGGAUUGAAAUUUUCACUGUAAAAUCAAACAGAAUGUCACUGUUUAUAACAUUUACUUUGGGAGCUCUUCAGCAAACAAGUGGUGUGGCUGUUGUAUUGUUUUUUGCGACGACAAUCUUCCAAUUGGCUGGAUCAUCUAUUAGACCUGAUUUGGCAACUAUUAUUAUUGGUGUUACAAGAUUAGUAUCUAGUUUAAUCGCUCCAACGUUUGUAGAAAGAUCUGGAAGAAAGAUUCUUUUAUUGGUGUCUAUGAUUGCUUGUGCUAUUAGUUUAGGUGUACUCGGUCUAUAUUUCUACUUAGACAGGGUGAAGAGUCCAGCCAUUGAGUCUAUUGGCUGGUUACCGCUAGUUGCUUUGAUUAUUUAUUUCUUUUCGUAUGAAGCUGGUUUCGGUACGAUACCAAAUGCGAUAGUCGGGGAGAUGUUCCGUGCUAAUGUUCGUGCUAAUGGCUCCGCUCUCGCUAUAACCCUCACUUGGCUCGUCGGCUUUGGUCUCACAACUGGUUUCAACAGUAUGAUAGAUGCGCUUGGUGGUGACGUCACUUUCUGGAUCUUCGGGGGUUCUUGUAUUGUUGCAUUCUUCUUCACGUACUUCUUAGUGCCGGAGACUAAAGGGAAAACUUUAAAUGAAAUACAAGAGAUGAUGAGCUAGUUAAGAAUAAUUUAAUUGUUAUAAUUAAUAUUUACUAAAGGAGUCGCCUUAAGGUCGAUUGAUACAUAAGGGGCUGUUUAAGUAACGAUUAGUUAUUGUCAGUGUGACAGUAAAACCCAUUUUCCACUACAUAACUAGCAGCAUAAUUGCUAAAGACAGUUUGCUAUUAAUCGAUUAGUGAAAAACGGGUCUAACUAUUAUAGAAUCGCGAAUCGCCAAUAAACUAGUUGCGUAGCGUAGUAAGGUAGAACCUUAGUGUAAUUUGUUUAGAUUUUGUCGUGUGAACAAAUAAAUAUUUUGUUGUUUAG